Adelges cooleyi (spruce gall adelgid) is the source of this 2157-nucleotide messenger RNA. RefSeq names its product cytochrome P450 4C1-like. NCBI's taxonomy places the organism in Eukaryota, Metazoa, Arthropoda, Insecta, Hemiptera, Adelgidae. The transcript is spliced from 13 exons. Gene Ontology annotation, molecular function: oxidoreductase activity, acting on paired donors, with incorporation or reduction of molecular oxygen; monooxygenase activity; iron ion binding. The record is from RefSeq and is a predicted model, not a curated record. The coding region runs from base 165 to 1766 and encodes 533 amino acids.
AGCUGAUAUAUCGAUUGAACUUUGAAUAGUGAUGGUUUGUAUACUUGUGACGGACCAUCAUAUUAAAUACCGCAGUAUUAGUACCACAUCUGUAUAGGACAAGAACUAUUAUCGAGGCGCUGUUUUGUAGAUUCUCGCAUAGGUAGUUGUUUGACUGUUUCGGAAUGGAGAUUUUUCAAGAUAUUUCGGCGACUGCUUUGGGCUCGCUUACCGGGAUUCGCAUGUCAAAAGAUGAAGUCAUCUGUUACUCCAUCAUCGUUUUCUUGGUGGCUCUGUGGUAUCGUAUGCUAUGGCAUCGAAGACACUUCGACAAACUGACAUCCAAAUUGUCAGGACCUCCAUCGUACCCGCUUAUUGGUUCGGGAUUGGAGUUUGUAGGGUCACCGCAGCAGGUCAUGGAAAAGCUGAUAAAAAUGUACGAAACGUACGGACCGGAACCCUUUAAGAUAUGGCUGGGUAUGAAAUUUGCCGUAACCGUAGUGAAGCCUGAAGACUUAGAGAUUGUAUUGAAUGGCUCUAAAGCUUUAGCAAAAGAUUCGUUAUAUCAGCUAUUCAGCCAAGUUAUUGGAGAAGGCUUGUUCAGUGCACCAGUUGAAAAAUGGAAGAAAAAUCAUCGGAUAAUCAGGCCUGUAUUCAACAUAACUUUACUUAGUCAGUUCUUCUCAGUGUUCAACGAAAAAGAUAUGAUUUUGAUCAGAAAUCUUCAGAGAGAACUCGACAAAGACGAGCCGUUUGACUUGUGGGAGUACGUGGCAUCUACAACCAUUGCUACAAUUUGUCAUACCGCAAUGGGAUAUGAUGGCGACAACCAAGAUAAAAGUGGCGUUGACUUUGUGGCUGCUUUAAAAACAUCUUUUGAAUUGAAUUCAAUGAGGAUUUAUAAGCCAUGGCUGUAUCCGAAUUUCAUAUUCAAUAUUUACGGGAAACUAACAGGAAUAGAUAAAGUUUAUGAAACAUUGAACAAACUACCGAAUAAAUUGAUCAAACAGAAAAAAAUUGAAUUUGCUGAAAAAAAGAAAAACAAGUCUAGUGUCGUUGACAUAACCGACAAUGAAAAAAAACGAUUACAAUUGUUUUUAGACAAGUUGAUAGAACUCAACGAAGAAGGUGCUAACUUAACCGAUGAAGAAAUUAGGGACGAAGUCGUUACUAUGUUGGUCGGGGGGAGUGAAACCACCACGAUCACAAACUGUUUUUGUCUUUUAAUGUUAGCCAUUCAUCAGGAUAUCCAAGAUAAAGUAUACGACGAGAUUUACGAAGUGCUGGGCGACGGCGAUCAACCAAUUGCUAUUGAAGAUACCAGCAAAUUAGUGUACUUGGAGCAAUGCAUCAACGAAACACUUCGGUUGUAUCCCGUGGCGCCUCUGUUGUUCAGACAUUUAACAGACGACAUUGAAAUAACCAAUUGCACCCUACCAAAAGGAAGCACUAUGAUAAUAUCUCCAUUAGCCACACAUCAUUUACCAGAACUGUACCCGGACUCGUGGUCCUUCAAUCCGGAUAAUUUCGACCCCGAGAACGUUGCUAAACGGCACAAAUUCAGUUAUUUAGCAUUUGGCGGCGGACCGAGACGUUGCAUUGGAACUAAGUACGCUUUGUUUUCCAUGCAUGUUUUCAUUGCCACUUUUUUACGAAACUUCAGCGUGCACACGACAUGGAAAAUGUCUGACAUCAAACUAAGGUUGGAUCUGAUGAUAAGAAGUGUUAACGGUUAUCCAGUUACAAUUCGACCGAGGGACCGGAGGCCGACGUACAAACGAAAUUAGAAUCCAAAAUUGACAUGAAAUUAUGCACUUAACUUUAUACUUAUAAUAUAGCUCUAAAACAGAAAUAUAUUUUAUUAAAUAGAAUUAGAAUUAAAUAAACAGCUUAUAACAAAGCGCCGUUUCGUUUAAUCGCAGGCAAUAUAACUUACAUGUUUAACCAAGUUAAAAUUAAGCCAAAAAUCCAAACAAAAAGUACAUAUAAGCCAAAGAAAACAUACGAAAACAUUCCCAGGAACGAAAGGGUUAAGUAUAUAAUAUUUUAUAGCGAUUAAGAGUUGCUUAUAGACGAGCAAAAUUACCAUUGACACAGUUAAACUAUACAAAUGUGUUAUAAAUAAUACUUUAACGCUCACUUAUGUUUGUUCCUUUGCCUAUAUAUUUGUAUAAUAAA